CUUGCCUGCCAUGACGACGGAAAUCAUCUGGAGUGAUCAUCUGAAGAAGUAGAAUUCCAGAAAUCAGGCUAACCAGGGCUUCUAACGUCUUCUGGCAACAGCUCGUCAUUUUAAUUUUCAAUAAGCUAUAAUGUAUUGCAGGUACCAACGCAAAGUCCUCGGUAAUUUGUUUCUGCCGUGAAGUUCUCACUAAGCCAGCUCAAUUUCAAGGUUAUCCGCACACAAAAAAAAAAUAGAGAGAGAGAGAGAGAAACUUUUUCACUUGCAUCUACAGAAAAGCCCACCGAAGCAGCCAGGCUCUGACGGUUUACGGCUCCCGUCAGUACAACUUGAGUACCUUUCCCACCAAAGGGCUCCGAGUGAUCCAGCCAUAUUCUAGCGUCAUACACGGCUACCAACAUAACUUUCCGUAACUUCAUUUUCGCCCACCAGACUUUCGGAAGGAGGUCCGACUACGAUGCAUACCGAUCAAGGGCUCAACACUUCGUAACGUGUUCCGACCGGCCUGGUUUUGCAGCAACCGAGCUACAGACUUUGCAAUGUCGUGCGGCCACCAGCGCAAAUCUCUGUGAAUUCGCCCGACCAUUCAGAUCCCCGUAAAUCAACCGCUGCGAGCCCGUUUCUAAUGCCUCCCGGUCACGAGCCGAACUCUUCGUCGGGCGUGCCCUCGGCCAUCGAAGACGAGGACAUUCCCGAGGACUACGACUACGAGGAGUCGGCGUGGCGCUUCGACCUCGCCGACCUGGUCCCCACAGCGGCCGUGUACGGCGCCACCCUCCUGCUGGGCCUGGUGGGCAACCUGCUCAUCGUGUACACGGUGGCCCGGUUCCCGCGCAUGCGCUCCAUCUCCAACCUGUUCCUGGCGUCGCUCGCCUCGGCCGACCUGCUCAUCGUGCUGCUCUGCGUGCCGGUCAAGUUCGGCCAGCUCUUCUCGUACACGUGGACGCUGGGCGAGGUGGGAUGCAAGCUGCUGCUGUACGUGCAGCACGUGUCCAUGAUCUGCUCCGUGCUCAACCUCACCUUCCUCAGCAUCGAGAGGUACUACGCGGUGAUCCACCCGGUCCGCUCGCGAUACCUGUGCACCUUCAGCCAGGCACGACGGGUGAUCAUCUUCAUCUGGCUGGCCGCAUUCCUCACCGCACUGCCCAUUAUAUUCGUUCAGGUCCACGUGGAGAUGGGCCUUCGACGCCGCGCCUACUGGUGCAUGCGUGACGAAACCAGUCCCGGAGCGUGGCGCUCUUUCGAGAUCUACAUGCUCAUCCUGGUGCUGUGCAUACCCACCCUGGUCAUGGGCUACGCCUACGCCAAGAUAUGCGUCCAGCUGUGGAUGGUCGUUCGUGAACGGGCCCAUCUCACAUCCGGCAUGACUUGCACGGAAAUGUUGGAGAAAACGUCCGGGAGCAAUCACUGCUUUGGUGCCAACGGAAACAAAAGAAUCCUUGGAAAGCCGUCGCGAGCCGACGAAGACACGGUGAAGCAGGUGAUCAAGAUGCUCAUCCUGGUCGUCUGCCUCUUCGUGCUUUGCUGGGCCCCGAUCCUGAUUCUGAACGUGCUCACAGCCUUCGGCAGCGUGUCGGCACUGAACUACUCCUACCUGAAACCUCUGCGCACCUGCUUCCACCUGCUGUCGUACCUGAACAGCUGCGUGAACCCGCUCGUGUACGGCUUCAUGUCGCGCUCCUUUCGGGUCUCCUUCCGGGACGCCCUGUUCGGUUGCCUGCGCCAAGGCAGCGCCCCUCGGCGGGGAGCGACGUUCCGGAUGAGCAGGACGCACACCACCAGCGUGAGCAUGGGACGCUCGGGUACCUUCGUCACAUGACGUCAACCGCCGCAGCCUUGCGUCCGCUGUAUCCGCUGGUCCACGAACUGCGGUCCCGCUCUCGACGCCACGACGACGUCGAGUGCCGACGGCUAAAAAAAUGGUGAAUGCCCCAGCUGAACCAAGGGUCACCAGAGAAAGGAAAGAGAAGUGGUCGAUAUGUCGCAGAACAUCGACCGUUGAAGCCAUACGUGUUCUGCAUCCAUUCACCCAAUUGUUAUGGCAACAGGUGCUGACGGCUAACAUGAGGGCAUCUGAAUCAGACCAGAUGCCCUCAGUCCAACGAGUACGAAGUGUUCCAGGUGUGUUUCCUUCUGGAAAGAGAUUGGAGGCAGGUGGACAGAGCUGAGAUAUAAGACCGAAGGCAAAGAACACAGUCACCGACUCGCAAGAUCGAUGAACGAGAAGACAUCGCCAAAGAGACGAACCUGGGCGCUCGGAGUGUCCUGCUAGUGAGGGUCGUAUGACUAGGUGUGAUCCUUGGAACGUGAACAAGGAAUCACGUGGCACCGAGCGGCCACACGAUAUUGCUACGAGGAAGUCUCGCAGAGGAAGAACAGAGCCGCGGAUAGACGCGGAAAACCAUUUGUGUUGUUAAGCCUGUGUUACGUUAAGUGACAAGUGAAAUGCGCGCACAUCAUUAGGGCAUGUCCUCUAGAUGUUUCCGCAAUAAACAUGCCGUUUUGA
Dermacentor silvarum is the source of this 2506-nucleotide messenger RNA. Its product is annotated as QRFP-like peptide receptor. The record is from RefSeq and is a predicted model, not a curated record. Gene Ontology annotation, molecular function: neuropeptide Y receptor activity. Bases 626 to 1819 code for a protein of 397 amino acids. NCBI's taxonomy places the organism in Eukaryota, Metazoa, Arthropoda, Arachnida, Ixodida, Ixodidae. The transcript has 5 exons. Gene Ontology annotation, cellular component: membrane. Gene Ontology annotation, biological process: G protein-coupled receptor signaling pathway.